This is a messenger RNA of Grosmannia clavigera kw1407, 960 nucleotides long. RefSeq lists its product as uncharacterized. The transcript has 2 exons. The record is from RefSeq and is a predicted model, not a curated record. Bases 1 to 960 code for a protein of 319 amino acids. Lineage: Eukaryota; Fungi; Ascomycota; Sordariomycetes; Ophiostomatales; Ophiostomataceae.
AUGCCUUAUGCUCUUCAUACUCCCAACAGCGGCGAGACGGCCGUGUCCCUACCGACAGAAAUCCGUAUUAUGAUAUAUGAGAACCUGUUAGUUGUACGAAAGGGAAUUUACAUCAAGGAGCUUCCGGGCAUUUACCGUACCGGUGUUUUCCAGUGCCACCCGGCGCUGUGCAAGCGAGAUUGGUCUCUAGCAAAUGUCCAACCACGAAAGAGACAUGCAAGAUUCAGGCCACCGACACUAGAAAGCUUGUCCAAGUUUGUUAUACAAGAAAAGCUCGGCAUCACGGCUCAGAGCGAAACAGGGCCAAUCAAAAACGUCGCUGGAAUGCGCAAAAUGCUUAUGAUACUGAAAAACGAGCAAGGCCCGGGCAUACAAUAUAAGAUCUGGUUAAGUAUCUUGGCAAUGUGUAAAGACGUAUAUGCCGAGGCGGUACACUUUGUCUACAGACAGAGAUUCACAUUCGCCGAUACUGGCACUCUACACAACUUUGUCAUGUUGCUGGGACCAGCAGCACGAGAAAUCCUGGGUGACAUUCAGAUUUUGGGCUGGGAGGAUAAACGGUCUAUAACAAGUGGGCCAAUUCCUGCCUUUUCAGUGUUGAAAGACGUGGUGAACUUGAGGAGACUUCACGUUUGCUGUUCGAUCGGAGUGCCCCAAGACUGGGCCUGGGUCAACGUCUUCCCGCCGCGGAAAACGGAGCCGAUACCCAGAUACCACCAUCCUACAGACAUGAUUGCAAGCAAGAUUUACCGUGACUGCGCCCACUGGCUGAGGCCUAUGUUUAUUCAAAGUGGCAUGCACGAGAUCAAGCAGGUUCUCCGCCUGGACAAGAGAAACUUCAUGCCAGUUCUGCGAACCUCGCAAAAUCCCCUUCCCGCAUUCACCAGAGAGAUGUAUCAGGAAAUGAAGACUCGCUUCUGGGCAUACCUGGAGAUUCUUUUGGCCGGGAAUGUGAUGUGA